Molecule: messenger RNA, 2829 nt
Organism: Athene cunicularia (burrowing owl)
Lineage: Eukaryota; Metazoa; Chordata; Aves; Strigiformes; Strigidae
Gene: CUL2
Product: cullin 2
Exons: 21
Coding region: 1-2325 (774 amino acids)
Biological process (GO): protein ubiquitination; SCF-dependent proteasomal ubiquitin-dependent protein catabolic process
Cellular component (GO): Cul2-RING ubiquitin ligase complex; SCF ubiquitin ligase complex
Molecular function (GO): ubiquitin protein ligase binding
Source: RefSeq, a predicted model, not a curated record
AUGUCCUUGAAACCACGAGUAGUUGACUUUGAUGAAACAUGGAACAAACUUCUAACAACAAUUAAAGCUGUUGUUAUGUUGGAUUAUGUUGAAAGAGCAACAUGGAAUGAUCGCUUCUCAGACAUUUACGCUUUGUGUGUGGCCUAUCCUGAACCUCUUGGAGAGAGACUUUAUACUGAGACUAAAAUUUUUUUGGAAAAUCACGUACGCCAUUUGCACAAGAGAGUUCUGGAAGCUGAAGAACAAGUACUGGUUAUGUAUCACAGAUACUGGGAAGAGUAUAGCAAAGGGGCAGACUAUAUGGACUGUUUAUACAGGUACCUCAACACACAGUUUAUUAAGAAGAACAAAUUGACUGAAGCUGAUCUUCAGUAUGGUUAUGGAGGGGUGGAUAUGAAUGAACCGUUGAUGGAAAUAGGAGAGCUAGCUCUUGAUAUGUGGAGAAAAUUAAUGAUUGAGCCACUGCAGACCAUCCUUAUUCGUAUGCUCCUCCGAGAAAUAAAAAACCCAAGCACUCCUCCUACAAGGCAAGCUGAAUAUCAACUUACGCAUUUUUGUUUCAACACAACAGGAAGCCGACAAGAUCUCGAAUUUGAUCGCUGUGGAGAAGACCCAAACCAGAAAGUAAUCCAUGGGGUUAUUAACUCCUUUGUUCAUGUUGAACAGUAUAAGAAAAAAUUCCCCCUAAAGUUUUAUCAGGAAAUUUUUGAGUGUCCUUUUCUGAAUGAAACAGGGGAGUAUUAUAAACAAGAAGCUUCAAAUUUAUUGCAAGAGUCAAAUUGCUCACAAUACAUGGAAAAGGUUUUAGGUAGAUUAAAAGAUGAAGAAAUGCGGUGUCGGAAAUACUUGCAUCCCAGCUCAUAUGGCAAAGUGAUUCAUGAAUGCCAACAGAGAAUGGUAGCUGAUCACUUGCAGUUUCUACAUGCAGAAUGUCACAAUAUUAUCAGACAAGAGAAAAGAAGUGACAUGGCAAAUAUGUAUACUCUACUUCGUGCUGUGUCAAGUGGUUUACCUCAUAUGAUUCAGGAACUACAAAACCAUAUCCAUGAUGAGGGCCUUAGAGCAACCAGCAAUCUUUCUCAGGAAAAUAUGCCAACUCAGUUUGUGGAGUCAGUUUUGGAAGUACACAGUAAAUUCGUUCAACUCAUCAACACUGUUUUGAAUGGUGAUCAACACUUUAUGAGUGCACUUGACAAGGCUUUGACAUCAGUAGUUAACUAUAGGGAGCCCAAGUCAAUCUGCAAAGCACCUGAGUUGCUGGCCAAGUACUGUGACAACUUGUUGAAGAAAUCAGCAAAAGGAAUGACAGAGAAUGAAGUAGAAGACAAACUUACGAGUUUCAUUACUGUUUUCAAAUACAUUGAUGACAAAGAUGUGUUCCAAAAGUUCUAUGCCAGAAUGUUGGCAAAAAGAUUAAUUCAUGGUUUGUCUAUGUCUAUGGAUUCUGAAGAGGCCAUGAUUAAUAAACUAAAGCAAGCCUGUGGUUAUGAAUUUACCAGCAAGCUCCAUCGAAUGUAUACAGACAUGAGUGUUAGUGCUGAUCUCAACAAUAAAUUCAACAACUUUAUCAAAAACCAGGACACGAUUAUAGAUUUGGGAAUUAGUUUUCAGAUAUACGUUCUACAGGCUGGUGCGUGGCCUCUAACUCAGGCUCCUUCUUCUACAUUUGCAAUUCCUCAGGAACUGGAAAAAAGUGUACAGAUGUUUGAAUUAUUUUACAGUCAGCAUUUUAGUGGAAGGAAGCUUACUUGGUUACAUUAUCUUUGUACAGGUGAAGUAAAAAUGAAUUAUUUGUGCAAACCUUAUGUAGCCAUGGUCACAACAUACCAAAUGGCAGUGUUGCUUGCCUUCAACAACAGUGAAACUGUCAGUUACAAGGAGCUUCAGGAUAGUACACAAAUGAAUGAGAAGGAACUGACAAAAACCAUCAAAUCCUUACUUGAUGUCAAAAUGAUCAACCAUGAUUCAGACAAGGAAGAUAUAGAGGUAGAGUCUACGUUUUCAUUAAAUAUGAACUUCAGCAGUAAAAGAACAAAAUUUAAAAUUACUACGUCAAUGCAGAAAGACACGCCACAGGAGAUGGAGCAGACCAGAAGUGCUGUAGAUGAAGACAGAAAAAUGUAUCUCCAAGCUGCUAUAGUCCGUAUCAUGAAAGCACGUAAAGUGUUGCGACAUAAUGCUCUUAUUCAGGAGGUAAUUAGCCAAUCAAGAGCUAGAUUUAAUCCAAGUAUCAGCAUGAUUAAGAAGUGUAUUGAAGUUCUGAUAGACAAACAGUACAUAGAGCGAAGCCAGGCCUCUGCAGAUGAAUACAGUUAUGUAGCGUGAUGUUGCUAUCCUGCAGGUAUGAUUGUAAGGAGAUCAUUGCUGUCACUGUUUGGUGUGUUCCUGUGGGAAGAGGCAGGCCUGUGCCUCCAUAAUUGGUCACUUGGCAGCCCCUGUUUUUCUGCUGUUUACAACAUCACCAGUGCCACGUCAUGAGCGUCAAUGAAAAUGCCUAUAGAUAUUUCAAGCUCAUGUCAUUAUGACAUUUCUUAAAACUUUACUAAAAGAACGAGUGAAGUAUUGCUGAAAUGUGGAAAAUUGGUUGGGUACCAUGCUUUUUUUUUUCUUCCCCCUUCACGUUUGCAGUUGAUGUUUUUUAAUGUAUCUUAAGACAAAGUUAAAAAAAAAAAAACAAAAACACAAAAAAAACACAAAACCCAAAAAAACCAAAAAAAAACAACCUAAAUAUUGUAAUAUGACAGAUAACCUAAUAAUUGUAUCUACAUUAAAAUGUAAAAAAAAUGACAGACAUGAUACUGCUGCUUGUCAAAUAAAAAAAUAAAGUUA